Molecule: messenger RNA, 2082 nt
Organism: Lycium ferocissimum
Lineage: Eukaryota; Viridiplantae; Streptophyta; Magnoliopsida; Solanales; Solanaceae
Exons: 2
Coding region: 70-1818 (582 amino acids)
Biological process (GO): protein ubiquitination
Cellular component (GO): cytoplasm
Molecular function (GO): ubiquitin protein ligase activity
Source: RefSeq, a predicted model, not a curated record
GAGGGAGUACAUUAGUAUUUGGUGGGUGGGGUGGGGUAAUGGGCAAAGCCCUCCUCUCCUCAUCUGUUGAUGAGACCAAUUGACUAUUUCUUCCAAAUCUCUCUCCCAUUUUCUACGCUCUCAAACUUUCUUCACUUCAUUUUUCCCAUAUCUGACGCCCUUCUCUUCUACCAAUGCUCUCCACCUUCAUUUUCCAUCUUCUGGAUGGAUGCAAACACAGAUUCCGUUUCACCAGAACUUUCUGAUUCUUCUGUUCUUGGCCACAUGAGUAACCUUUUGGCUGUUGGCCAAACUGGACUUGCUCCUUCAUGUGCUUUAUGUCAUAGAUUGUUGGUAUUAGAUAACGAGGGUGAGUUUGAAUCAAUAAAUAUAUGUGGUGACUGUAAAUUCUUACUCCUUGAGGAUCUUGGGACACCUAUGCGGGAUCAUCAAAGGGUGACACCUGUAUCAAGAAGAAGAUUGUACAGCAGUUCUGAGUCAAUUGAGAAUCUGUUUUCUCAACACUUCUCGCAAAUGAUUAAUCUGGCAAGGCAAAACCCAGCCAACGGUCUAGAGCAUGAUAAUCAAUCAAUAGAAGAAGAUGCUGGGUUAAGGUCAGUGCAGCGCACCAGUUCCCGGACUACUCCAAGUGGGUGGAGGAGGGUUCAUUCUGACACUGAAAGUGAUGGUGUUGAUUCUCUAUUUGGGGAGACUGAAUCAAACUUUACCUUCAGCGGAUAUAGGAACUUUAAUAGUGAAAUUGAGUCCAUUUCUUAUAGCGCUUAUGGAGGGAACUCUGAUGCUUCUGUUGAUGGUAAUAGUUACCUUGAUAAUGACCAUUCUGCUCACUCAGAUGAAGGAAGUGACUUUGAAACUGAUACCGAUAUUGACCCAAUGAAUGCUGGUAUGUAUCACUGGAAUUCUGAUAAUGAGGAAGAAGAUGAUGAAUGGGAGGAGGUUGAUACUGAUGCAGUACACUCUCUGGGUGCUAGAUCUCAACUUCAAAGGUCAUUACACCUAAAUGAAAGCAGUCGCACUGGAAAUAGGCACAGACAGUUUCAUUCUCCUGAAUUUCAGGGUACAGUUCGUUUCAGAAUUCAUGAGGGCAGUCAAAGACAUGUUACUGACACGUCAGCCAACUCACAGGAGUUGGAACAACGAACUGAUGCCAGUGACUAUCUUGAUGCUAGAACGUUUGAGGAGUUAUUAGAGCAUCUCGCUGAAACAGAUGGUUUAAGAAGAGGAGCACCACCUGCAGCUAUCUCUGUUUUAAAUAAUCUGCCACGUUUGGUUGUUAAAGAAGAUCACGAACAGCUUGACAGUUUGUCUUGUGCAAUCUGCAAGGAUUCUCUUUUUGUUGGCACAGUUGUAAACCGACUUCCUUGUUCUCACUUGUAUCACCCCUCCUGUAUUUUGCCUUGGCUAGCGUCAAGAAACUCGUGCCCCCUCUGCCGCUAUGAACUUCCAACUGAUGACCUGGACUAUGAGUACAGAAAGCAGAGGGCCAGUAGUAAUUUGGUCAUUCAUCGAACCCCACAGCAUGAAAUAAAUGAAGAUGGAUCUUCGGAUAGCAGUGACGGUGAAAAUGAUGAAUUUGGUCAUGGUAUAACAGAAUCAGGGGAAGUGAUCCAUAGUGAGGCUGUCAAUGAACAAUCUGGUAGUGAGGGUGCACGAGGAAGAUGGUUUUUUCAAGCUGCUGCUCCUGUUGUUGGUGUUGUUGGAGUUGUUCUGAUGUUGUGGUUAGCAAACCCUAUUUUCUGUUCACAAGGGCGACGUACAAAUCAACCUUUGCCCUGUCAGCAGGUUAAUAACCGAGGCAGGAGAUGGUCUCUGUUUUAACUUUUUUAUUUUUUUUUAUUUGUCUGUUCUAACAUGUUUCUGAUCAUCAGAUUGGUAAAGCUUAGAAAAAAUCGGUUAAAAAACCUAUUCGAGGCACCAUUUAGGUCCUAUGGUGUGAACACACCUGUUUGUAUUUAGAUUUUGCCAACUUAUCAAGUAUCGAUUAAUGUGGAAGCUCACUCUGCUCUUGGAUAAAUCAGGGCAGCUUAGGUGACCUCGAUUGACAUGUUAAUGUAUAUGUACUAGUAGUUGAUUUGCUUUUAA